GGCCGCGCAACUCCCUUUCAUUCCCUGCUUGCGCUCCUUCUUCUUCUUCCUUCUCCUCCUUCUUGCAUCCAUCCGACUUUUGCUGCACGGCGGCCGCGCACGCAUCCACAUCCCGCUUCAUCUGUCGACAAGUCAGUCAGUCGCUUUUGUGGCAUUGGAAACAGGCACAGGAGCAGGAACAAAAGACGGGGAAGCAGAAAAGCCCCCCCGCUCCCAUUCCGACGCCCGCUCGCACCCACGCACGCCUGCCUGCACGAACGCACGUGUCAACGCGCGCCGCCGGCGAAGCAUGUCGACCGACCGCGGGUCUGCUGCAUUGCACCUCGUCGAGCGACGACGCCCAUGUCGAUGAGGGCUGCGCGCCGCUCCGCCGACCAAGACCAAGACGACGACGACGGUGACGGUGACGACGGUCAUGGAUCAAGGCGCCGACGACGAUAGGGACAGGAAACCCAAGAAGAAGGUGGGCUUCCUGGGCGGCCUCCUGCGCAGCGGGAGCCUCGCGUUCAAGGGGACCAAGGAUAUCAAAAAACAUGCGCGUCGCGUGAGCGAAGGCGAUGUUACCGUGGCGCGCAAGGCCCGUCCCGCCGACCCGCCACUGAGAGAUCGAGCCCGCUCGCGUCGCCGGCCUAGGCGCCCAAACCCCAACCCGCAAGCAAGACCGGGGACAGCGGCGGCGAGGGCCCUCAAAGGCAAGGGUGUGUCGUUGGCCGCAGACGAUGUGGACGACGAGUACCAUGACAACCAUGCGCCCGCGGCGGUGACGGCCGAGUGGCCACCGCGGGGCAUGUCGGCUGACGAGGAGCUCCCUCCGCAGCACGCCCUGGAGGUCAUCUGUCGCGGCGCGUCGCUUCACAACGGUCACAAAAAAGCCGUCCCGCAUGCGCCAGACUCAUACUACACGCUCUUUGCCACGUCGUCCGGAAACAGGGGCGCGGGCUCCGACGCCGCCAACCUGCACGAUGCCAUGGCGCAGCUCAUGACGCUGAGGGUGCUGGGCCAGGGCCACGCCUCGUACCCGUGGGAGACGCUCGAGCAGCCCAGCUGUGCCUUCAUGUACGGACGGCAUCCCGGCACCAUCACGCUGAACCACUGGGCAUCUAUGGCGAGCGUCGUGCCGCCGACGCUUGCGCUGCGCGACUCGCGCGUCGAGCCGCGGCCCAUGAACCUGUUGCGCAUAUUCGAGCGCCUCAAGGAGCUGCAGUCUGGGCUCGAGGAGGACAACGAGGACCUCCUGUACAAGAUCCUGUACCGGCGCAUCCUGCGGGACCCGGAACGCAUGUUCAGCCCGCACAGGACGCUGGACAAGCAAAUUACGGACCUCAUUCUCGUGCUAUCGCGCCCGGACUGGAUCGAUUUCACGGACCCCAAAAAUCACGUCGCCACACGCUUCAUGUUCGACAGAGGCGAAGGCGGGCACGAGGAUCGGUACCGCACCUUCUUCCACCAGCUGCUGCUGAGCCUCGAGCUGGAGCUGCGGAUACACUCGGCGCAGCACGGGGAUUGGGCCAAAGAGAAGCUGCUGCAGCAGAUACCGCCGACGAUUCAGUGGAGCCUGGCGCUGGCGAGACGGUGGAGGGAAUUUGUGAGAGUCGACGAGUUUGGCGAGACGCCAGACAAGAUCAAGCUGAGAUAUAAGCUCAAGAAGCGGCAGGUCAAGAUGCUGAGGCGCUUUGCGCAGAUGAUGAAGUGGCCCAACUUGGUCAGCACGCUGGACAACCUAAAGGACAAAGAUGAGGACUUUCUCUUGGACGCCAUCAGCUCCGACGCGUUUGCGUUCUUCAGUGGACUCGUGUUCCCAGGGCCGAGCUUCCCCUUUCUCAUCAUGAACACGCUCAUCGACUUGGACCCCGAUCCGGCGACGGACAACCUGGCGCUGCUGUCGCACACGCACCCCCAAUGUGGCUUCCAGUACCGUAAUAGCCAUACGUACUGGUCGGCGAGCUGCAUUGUGGGCAAGGUGCUCGCGCCGACGUGCCGGUGUGUCGGCGGCUGGGUCGGACCCGGACGACCGACGGCGGACCUCGGCCGGUCGCAGAUUGCUCGGAUCCGGAGCCGCAAGCCCCGCCAGCCGCGGCGCCGCAUGGGGCCCGAAGACGUGGAGAGCAUGGGCGAGCGGUCGGAUCCCCUGGGGCCUCCGGCCGAUAUGUACCCCAUAGGCGACUACGAGCUCGCCCGGCCGAGAACUGACGAGGGCUUCGAGGUCGACACGAUACGGAUCGAGCUUCUCGGAUUCAAGCCUUCGGUCUCGCAGCCUGUUGCCGAGGAGGAGGAGAAUGGAGAUGGCGCCAGAGGCAGCAGCAGAACUGCGGUACCGCAGCUCUUCGACGCGACGAUACAGUUUGCGAUUGAUGGACUGUCGUGGCCGCUGCGGCUCAUGUACGACGUGUCCUUUAUAUCCGCGUGGCCGUGCUCCGAUGGGCCGCAUCCGCUCUUCUUUGAUUACGUCUACAAGGCCAUACAGGUGGACGAGAUUGUACGUGUCCGCGACUGGGGAGGGCUGUACGCCAGACAGCGGCAGAGCGCGACAACGAGCGCGCGGUCGAGCCCCGCGCCGCCACCGCUGCCGCCCAACGGGAACCUGGACGAUUACUACGACCAGCUCAUCAACGACGAUAAUGAGGAGCACGACGAGGAAAAGGUGCUGGUGGUGGAGGCGUUUGGGGUCAGGGACAACGAGGUGCUGGCUCGGGCGUGGUGCUCGCACUGGGGGCUGAGCGCCAUUGUGGCGGACGUGGACAAGACGUGCAUGGCGUGCGCGAUCAGGGAGGCGUACGCGGCGACGCUGACGGUGGUGAUAUUGGUGGACGAGAGGCUUCAUGGUGGCCACGACGGUAACGAGGCAUGAUGGCAUGAGAGAUGAGUUUGCUUUUCUUCACGUCGACGCCGCAUUUACAAAGGGACGGACGGACUUGGGGAGGUUCGUACGAUAAUGUCUAGAGAGCGGAUAAUCGACAUUGGCCAUUGUGAGCCGGUAGACGGAACAGGUCACGAGGGCUGCAGCCCACCCCCUCUCCCCCCUCUGCUCUCUGAUUUAUUGAGUGGGCAUCUUCUCGUUGACACUGACACUGGCGUCUGCACGUGCAAAAGAGUUGUGGUGGACGACCCUGAUGUCGGACGUCCUGUCACCAAUGUCUCCUGGGGCCGCAUGGGCGGUC
Purpureocillium takamizusanense is the source of this 3158-nucleotide messenger RNA. RefSeq lists its product as uncharacterized. The record is from RefSeq and is a predicted model, not a curated record. The transcript is spliced from 5 exons. Lineage: Eukaryota; Fungi; Ascomycota; Sordariomycetes; Hypocreales; Ophiocordycipitaceae. Bases 416 to 2848 code for a protein of 810 amino acids.